CUUGAAGCUGCAAAUUGCACACUACACAAGGUUCACGCUCGGCGCAAGUCAUGUAUUCGAGAGACACAAAUUCUUGCUUGGUGCAGCGUCGUAAGGAACGUAGCAAGUGUCUGGCACCACGAGAACGCGCUUUCUGGAAGAAGUGAUUUUGCAAACAAAUUUCCGGGAGCAUGCUUCCUGAUUUCUGCCAAAGAUGGAAGCAGAGAAGCCUUUACAACACAGUAUAUUUUCAGCCACAGUAUAGCCACAGUACAACACAGUAUAUUUUGUGUUUUUACAGAGAAUACUUAUAUUAGAGAUAAACUGCACCUGCCGAACUUCAAAUUCGGCAAAGUUCGGCACAUGUCAAACUUUUCAAGAAAAUUUCAACAAAGAUUUUGGGUGCAAAAAUUCCUAAUAAGUUUUUUUUUUCUUUUUAACCCUUUGCGGUCACGUGUCGGGCGUGGCCCGACAUUGGAGAAACGAGUUUCCGGUCAGUUGUCGGACGUCGCCCGACACGCGACUCCCGCUCUCGUUUAAACUUGUUCCUCCGUUCUUUUUGAUUGGGUUGGUGGCGCCAUCUCUCGUCAUGUUUCUUUAACACUUCAUUGUUUCAAUAGUUUGAGUUUUUUUCCAUAGAGGGCAGAAGCACUCGUAAGCGGCGGAAGUGCGGGUCGCUUCGAAUUUCGCUGGCUGGAAAAAGCAUGGCAGCGUUUGCGCCACGCUCCUUUUAUGGGAACUCAUCGCGGGAUUUCGUGGAAAGUGAUGACGAUUUUAGCGAAGAAGACAAUUAUGUGCCUCCAUCAGACGACGAUGAAACAUCCUCCGCUGACUGCAGUGACAGUAGCGACGAAGAAGUGUGUGUACAAGACGACAACAACAGUGGAACCUCUCCUCCACGUGCGCCGGCAUUGUCCUCGUGGACUGCCUACACGGACGAUCUCCCAGACUUCCCUGAUGUGGCGUUCACCGUUCGCGACCCUGGACCACAGGUUGGAUCGUCAAGCCUCGGCUCCGAACUUGAGUUUUUCCAGUUAUUUUUUACGGAUGAACUCAUCGGAGAAAUCGUGGAAGAAACAAACCGGCAUGCCCACGAGAAAAUUUCAUCCAUGGAUUCGCUCGCUGAGCAAUCUAUAUGGAAAAGUUGGGAAGACGUUUCUGUAGAAGAAUUCAAGGCUUUUCUCGGUGUCCUCAUGAACAUGGCCCUCAAUCCCAAGCCAGACAUCAAGGAGUAUUUCAGCCAAGAAAUCUUGAAGAAGAUGCCAUUUUUUCCCGCCGUGUUCACUCGUACAAGAUUUCUCCAGAUAUUUUGGAUGCUACACGUCUCUCCACCUCCGCAAGGUCCCUCACACCAGCCGACACGAGGUAGCAAGGUGAGAAACAUCGUAAACUACAUCGACACAAAAUGCCGUGAGCAUUUCAAGCCCGGCCCGAAGAUUUGUGUUGAUGAGAGUACAGUUGGCUUCAAGGGCAGGGUCUCAUUCAAAUGCUACAACCCGCAGAAACCAACGAAGUGGGGCCUCCGUGUCUAUGUACUCGCCGACUGUAGAACAGGCUACAUAUCAGCAUUCGAGCCGUACUACGGUAGCACAACAACAGAGAGCCUCUACCGGCCAGACCUCCCCUUCACGUGUCGGAUCGUCCUGCACCUCCUCGGCAAAGUGCAAUGCGCUUCAUUCGGAAGUGGGUACCACCUUUAUACGGACAGGUUUUAUACUUCCCCGCAACUUGCUGAGGAGUUGCUCUCUCAGGACGUUUUGCUCACUGGCACUGUCAUGACCAACAGGAAGCAUAUGCCCCAGCAGCUAAAGAAGAAGAUGAAGAAGGGUGACGUGGCAGCGUAUCGGAAGGGUGACUCGUACAUGGCCCUGGCUUGGCAAGAUAAGCGUCAAGUUACCAUGCUGAGCUCAGCACACAAUCCCUCGACAAAGCCUGUGACAAGAACACAAGCACACGGCCAGGCUGUGACACUGGACAAGCCAGUAGUCAUUUGUGACUAUACAGAGAACAUGGGAGCUGUUGAUCGAGCCGACCACUACUGCGCGAGUUACGCGUUCUGCCGCAAGUCCCUCAAGUGGUGGAGAAAACUUUUCUUCUGGAUCCUUGAGGUUGCCAUCGUCAAUAGCUUCCUGCUAAUGCAGAUGCAACAGGCUGCUCAGGGACUGAAGCGGCAAAGGCACCUCAUGUACCGCCGUAAGCUGAUCGAACAGCUGGUUGGCGACUUGCGAGUGCGACCAAAGAAAAGAGGACGAGCAUCACAAUCCGACACUGAGGAGAGAUUAGAUGGAAAGCAGCACUUCAUAUACAAGCUAGAAGAACGUACCAGCAAGGACUGCGCAGUGUGCAGCGAUCGGAAGACAAAAGAAGGCAGGAGAGAAACAGUUUUCUACUGCAAGACUUGCACAAAGAACCCCGGUCUCCACCCCGGAGAUUGCUUCGAAAAAUAUCACACGCUGUCAAAGUAUCGCUAGAGAGCGCGGGAAUGCAGAAGCACUGCGAAAAUAAAUAUUUCUUGUUACCUCUGUACACUGGAGUAAUUUUUCUUUCUCCUUGCUAAUGCGCACAAAAUUAUAUCUGACCGGAACCACCGUCAAGUUGGUCAGACUAUCUGACCUCAAAGGGUUAAAAACAGCCUAGUUGCGACACGCAUGUCAAAAAACAGAUUGUAAGAAAAAAAAAAAAAA
Molecule: messenger RNA, 2663 nt
Organism: Ixodes scapularis (black-legged tick)
Lineage: Eukaryota; Metazoa; Arthropoda; Arachnida; Ixodida; Ixodidae
Product: piggyBac transposable element-derived protein 4-like
Exons: 1
Coding region: 684-2450 (588 amino acids)
Source: RefSeq, a predicted model, not a curated record